Thamnophis elegans (Western terrestrial garter snake) is the source of this 1403-nucleotide messenger RNA. RefSeq names its product phospholipase A2 inhibitor subunit gamma B-like. The transcript is spliced from 5 exons. Gene Ontology annotation, cellular component: extracellular region. NCBI's taxonomy places the organism in Eukaryota, Metazoa, Chordata, Lepidosauria, Squamata, Natricidae. The coding region runs from base 189 to 902 and encodes 237 amino acids. Gene Ontology annotation, molecular function: phospholipase inhibitor activity. The record is from RefSeq and is a predicted model, not a curated record.
UUCUCUCUCUCUCUCCCCCCUACUUCCAGAAAACCAUUUUUAUUUCUUAAAUCCAUCUCUUUUUUUCAGGAAGUGGUGGUUUGAGGCCGCUGUUAAAAAUGCUUCCUCAGCUUCGGGCAACCUAAGAGUAUUUCCUAUAUUCAGGAUUUCCAGAUCUGCUGCUUUGAACAAAGCACCAGUCAGCCGUCAUGAAGAUUUCGCUGAUCACCUUCCUUCCUCUUGCCCUAUUUAUUACCAAAGGAUUAUCUCUGGAAUGUGAAGAAUGCUUUGGACUAGGAGGUUGUUUUGGGAAUAUGGUGGCAUGUGAUUUUGGGAAAGACACAUGCAGUGUUACCAAUUUGGUCCUCCCAACGGGGCUAUCCCUGACUAUAAAAACCUGUGUCUCAUCCGAGGUCUGUGACAAAGGCAUUCAAGUCAUUAACUUGGGCCAGCUAGGAAAAGCUGUUGGCCACUUAAGAUGCUGCAAAGGAGAUGACUGUGGAGUUACAGUCCGUCCAGAAUUGCCCAAGAAGGCCCCAGCCAAUGGGAAGCAGUGCCCAGCAUGCUUUGCACUGGGAAAAACAUGUUUCGAAGAAGUUACGAAUUGCACUGGAGAUGAACUGUACUGUGCCGAAGGACUUCUGGAUAUAAGUCUUCUGGAGGUCAGCUUGAAGGGAUGUGCAAACAGAGCUCUCUGUGAUAGUCUGGUUGGAUAUGAAGCCAUGGCUCCUGUAAACAGUGGACAUCAUGCUAUGCAAUGCACACCAGGCUCUUCAAUCUACCAACAGGAAGUCUCAACCGUUGGCCAAUGGAAUGACCUAACUCAAGGGAACUCUGGGGGUGUUAAUAAUUCCAUACCCAGAUGGUUUGGGCUCAUCAUCACAAUUCUUUCUGGCAUCCUUCUGGGGAAACUCCUGGGUUGAUUUUUUGCCAAGUGUAAAGAUUUCAUCAUAGGAGAAAAAUCGAGCUGGCCUAUGGUAUUCCAAAAUCUGGAGUCGGGUAGCAUUUUUUCAGCUAAGAAUGUUUAUUAAAAGCAAUACUUUUUUUUUUUGGUGAGCUGCAGCUGACAUCCGAAAUAGGCUUCAUUAGAUGCUUUAAACCAUCAGGUCACCAUCCAGUGAUCCAGCUGGCUUCCAACUUCUGUCUCUUCUAUAAUCAUAGAUUUUUUUUAAAAAAAAAAAAACCAGGAAAGUUUCAUUACUCAGAGGCUCACAGCACUUGAGUUAAUGCUUUUGAUAUCCAGGAGUGUCCCUCUAACAAUAGAAGGGCGGGCUAAUGUCCUUUAAUGUUAUCACUAACGGUGAUGGUGAGAAUCAAUGCUCAAUUGUGGUUCUCAAUCACUAUCAGAUCGAUGUACAGUCUUUAAUUCCUUUCAGCAGUAACCAAGGCAGAGUUACUUCUUUGUGGUUCUAGAAACAAAUUCA